UUGGGUGCGGACCCAGGUAGCCCCGCAGGAGCGGUCGCAGGUGCGCCCGCAGGUGCGGACACAGGUGUGCCCGCAGGUGCGGACACAGGUGUGCCCGCAGGUGCGCGCGCAGCUGCACCGGCAGCUGCUGGGGUUGACGGUUUCUUAGUUGGCGGCGGCGCCUUUAAUGACUUGGCCGCCUUUCUUUUACCUGAUUUUGUUAUGACUGUUUCAAACCCGUCGUUAUCCUCCUCUGCGUCUGAGGAGGACGGCGUUGAAUCUGACUCGGCUUCCGAGCCGAUUGGUGAGCAAUCCAUGUCGCAUGGAUUGCUUUUUGGACAGUCCGGUGAGGCUGGGCUGUCCGUAUCGAAUGAGGUGGGCUUUACUUCGGGGUUCACAUCGGUGAACUCCUUGUACGCUUCGGGGGGUGCACCUACUUCCCUAACCACUAACGACUGUGUAAAAUACCUUAUGAGGGUGGCAGGACAACGGCGACUAAACGACGGUGACUGCUACCCUUUUCCUGAUGCUUCUAUCGACGCCGGACACGUCGAUCUUCUGGCCUCUUCUGUAACUUGUUGUCACUUAUCACAAACACCAUCGGAACACUGA
Danaus chrysippus (African queen) is the source of this 591-nucleotide messenger RNA. The record is from the annotation of a GenBank genome assembly. Lineage: Eukaryota; Metazoa; Arthropoda; Insecta; Lepidoptera; Nymphalidae.